AAGAGUUAUCGCCUCUCCCUCGUCUCGACCUCUGCACCCAUGGACGAAUCCGUCGACGAGGGACUGAAACUGUUACCAAAAGUCAGUGACAUUGGGAGGGUUACUGUUACGGGAUAUGACACUAGGCUGACACCUCAUGAAGAUGUCGAGAGUGCGCUGAGAAAGCAUUUCAAUUCAUGUGGAGAGAUCACGGAUGUUUAUGUUCUCAAUAGUCGAGCUCAUAUAUAUCUUGUGGGGAAAGGCGUAGUCCCUAAGGCCUUGCAGCUUAAUGGAAGUGAUGUGGGAGGAUGGAAUGUCUCUGUUAAGCCUUUUCCGUUUUCUGAAAAUGCAAACGAUAACGUUGUGGUAAAAGUUGAAGGAUAUGACACUUCCCUUAGUGAGAUUGAUAUCCAGAGCGCUUUGUGUAAGCUGUUCUCUUCAUACGGAACGAUCAAGGAACUCCUUUUUAGCCAAGGCCAUGCACUGGCUAAUAUAUGUGGUAAAGACAUUGCUGAUAAGGCGCCUGAACUUGAUGGGAGCGACAUGGGAGGACGCAAAAUAGCUGUUCGAGUGCUUUAUAGACCGAGAAUACACACUACACACAUGCGCCGCUGCUACGACGAUCAACCUCCUUUUCUCCCACCAAGAACUGCACUUAUUUCCGGUACCUCUACCAGUGAUGCAGCCAUUACACAAAGCAGGAGUGAAAGCUACAAGACUCCAGAUAUCCCUGUUGAGAAGAAAAGGAAGCUAAGUGAGGAACAGGCUACAACCACAUUAAAGAGCAAAGCUAUUCCUAGUAGUGUUGAGAAGCAAACACCUGAUCUAGCUGGGCUCGUUGUUGAUGAUAUAUGCUUGGGAAACGGCAAGAAAGCUCAUCCUAGAAAAAUGGUUACUGUCCAUUAUACUGCAAAGCUUCAGGAAAAUGGGAGCAUGUUAUAUUCCACUCAUGGAAAAUUCCCUCAUCAGUUUCGUCUAGGUGUUGGAGGUGUCAUUCCGGGAUUGGAUAUUGGGGUUAUUGGCAUGUGUGUUGGUGGCAGAAGAAAGAUUACAGGUCCUCCAGCAAUGGGGCAUGGUGCGGAAGGUUAUUUGGACUUUAUUCCUCCUAACGCUUGGCUGGUGUAUGAUGUUGAACUCAUUAAAGUAAAAUAAAAACUUGCUUGGAAACCUUGGCAAGAUUGAAUACAUUCAUAAUUUUAAGUUUGUUUAGGUAUAUUCUAGCUCCCCUGUACUGAUGGGGAGUUUUCUUGCUUUAUUGUUUGGGACAUUUUGUGUACCUACCUAGCUAAUUGUUAGUUAUCUUGACUUUUACUAGUUA
Messenger RNA from Capsella rubella, 1297 nucleotides. RefSeq lists its product as uncharacterized. The record is from RefSeq and is a predicted model, not a curated record. The coding region runs from base 40 to 1131 and encodes 363 amino acids. Gene Ontology annotation, molecular function: peptidyl-prolyl cis-trans isomerase activity; nucleic acid binding. The transcript is spliced from 11 exons. NCBI's taxonomy places the organism in Eukaryota, Viridiplantae, Streptophyta, Magnoliopsida, Brassicales, Brassicaceae.